Lactuca sativa (garden lettuce) is the source of this 2024-nucleotide messenger RNA. Its product is annotated as 2-oxoglutarate (2OG) and Fe(II)-dependent oxygenase superfamily protein. NCBI's taxonomy places the organism in Eukaryota, Viridiplantae, Streptophyta, Magnoliopsida, Asterales, Asteraceae. The record is from RefSeq and is a predicted model, not a curated record.
AACCCUGAAAAACAAAGACCCAAAACUCAUUACUCAUGAGAAAAAAAGCUCCUAUUGAUGGUUCGGAGGGACAACAGCCGCGCCGGAAUCGUAUAUCGACGCUGAUUAAUUAGGGUUUUCUUCGAGGAUAUUGAUGAGAAGACAAGGAUCGUAAUAUUUUUCUGUAACUGCUGCAAUUCAGUAUACAUGGUUGGAUUCUUAGGGAUUAGGGAAGCGGUCAAGUUUGAUUAGAGUUCUAAAAUAGCAAUGGCUGCCUGAGUAAAUGCUUGCAUCGAAGAGCAAGGUUUGUCGUUGUUUUUGAGAACUUGUAACACCUCCCGACGCGGUUUCAACUUUCCGUGAUCUCAGAUCAUAUCCGUCGCUUUCCUUUACAAAAAGCAAAUUGAUUCUUCAUCUAUUCAUGGCUGGAAAUGGCCUACCAAGUUUAGGUCGAGUGAAGCUCACAGACCUAAUAGCAUCCGAAGGCAUUCCUUCAGACACAUACAAACUCUCAGUCUCAACUCUCUCACAAUCACUCGCUCAAUAUUCUGCUGCCAUCAUCCAGUUACCACCAACUGAUGGUGCUCUCUUACGGUGUUGCUUGGAAUCUGCUCGACCUUAUUUCAAUCAAAAACCUCCAUAUCCAUCUUCAGACAUGAUUCACAUUGAUGACUCUCGUGAAUGGUGCAAAACCUCAGGUUACACUGCAGAUCCUCAACUAUGGCAAGAAAGUUAUGAUUACAGACCAGGGUUAACUUCAACAGAACCCAACAACGACAUUGAACUUCCACCUUCUGGAUUGACUGAUAUCUUUAUGCUAUUAGGAAAAGCAGCUCGUGACAUACUCGAUGCAAUCAGCUUUUACUUGAAUCUCAGAAGCUGUGCGUUUACUGAAAUACUGGAUAACGUUCCAUUAAGAAACAGAGAAAUAUCAUCUUCUGUGUUGUCAGUUGGUUGUCAUGCAAGACCAUCUUUUCAAGGAGCUCAACACCAUAACUUAACAACUCAAGAAGAUGGACAAUUAGUUAUGUUUACAGAUCAUGAACAUCAAGUUGAUAAAAGUCUUGUAUCUAUCAUAAAGUCAGAUAAAGCAGGACUUCAUAUAAGAGAUUUUAAUGGUCGAUGGGUGCUUGUGGAUGGUGAUCUUGGUCCUCAAGAAGCAAUUAUGUACCCUGGACUUGCUUUAUAUCAUGCUACUGCUGGCUAUGUUAGUCCAGCUCUUCAUAGAACUGAUAUCAACAGUUUACAUGGUGGCAUGUAUGGAAGAUGUUCUGUUUCUUAUAAACUCAUGCCUAAAUCUAUGACUAGUUUGAAUUGUUCUGAGAUGAGAGCAGCUGGACAUGGUGUUGAAGCUCAGUUUCAGAUUCCAGUAUCGGUUGAUGACUUUAUGCAGAGAUCACAUUCUUUGGAUCAACUUUUUAACAGAAACAGUUUCCCAAGUUUCAGUUUUCCUACAGCUCAAGAAGGAUCUAUAAAACCUUUAAUGAAGAGAAAGAAGAACAGCACUAGGUGUAAGCCUUUACCCCCUUCUAAAAGGCUACGCCUUGAAGCUCAAAGGGUUCUAAAAGAAAGGGUUCAAGACAUAGCUGAUAAAAAAGGCAUCAAGCUGAGAUUCUGUAGUUUAAAGGAGUGUGAGAGUCAUAUACACACGCUUGAUAGUCCAUGUGGCAACAUCCGAUUGGAGAUUGGGUGGCCCCCGGGUGUGCCAUUUGUUCAUCCACAUGAUCUUCCAAAUAAGGCAAAGAUUGGAUUUCUUGAAACGUAUGAACCUGGUUGGACUGCUAAUCAUGAUAUGGAGCUCACUUUGAUUGAAACUGGACAGUCUAGUCAACAUGCUGAUGGAUAACUGAAUGAAUUUCAAGAUUGAGCGAAUGAAAGGGGCUUGUUGUAAGUUAGGUGAGAAAUUGUUUAAACUCAAGUGCACGCUUUGGAUUUUCUUUUUAUUUAAUUACAUUUAAAAUUUUCCUUGAUUCAGUUUCUGUGCUUCUUGAGUUUCAUCAUGUUUCGUUUUUUGUUGAGUAAAUAACAACUUAUUAGAUUUUCAA